UAUAGCGAAGCUGUGGACUAUUAUAAUCGAUUACAGAAAUGUGAGAAUAUAACAGGUGUACACGCGACCGCUUUUUUUCUCUCGUCUAUUAUUACGCAAUUUUUUGCUCGCACGAAUAUUUUGCGCGAUGCGUACGGUGCUGAAACUUGAAACAAGGAUCGAUUAUUGUGGAAUAUUUAAUAUAUGUUUUUUGCGAGUUUAUUACCCGACCUUUUUAAGAUCUUCCACUAUCGAAGCAUGCGCGAGAGACGCUCUUGCUAUACAGGAGGUAACGUCGUUUCGCGAAAAAGGAGCGGACACCAGUCUUCAGAUAACUUUUGACAUGGAUGGUUCUAAAUACUCCGGAUACCGAGGUGCUUACAACUUUGAAUGGGCGGUGAAACUAAAUCGUAUUGCUCUCAACUUAAUCGGACUCUGGCCUAAAACCGCGCAAAACCCGCGACAGAAGUUAUUAUGCGAUAUUCGAGUGCUCCUCGUUUUUCUGGGGGUAACUCUCGGCGUUUUGAUCCCUUCUAUGCACUCCCUGAUAAGAAUUCACGGGGAUAUCAUGCUGAUGAUUGAUAAUUUACAAUUCACUUUGCCAGCCGUGAGCUGCUCGAUAAGAAUCGUGAUCUUUUGGUGGAAGAAAGAAGCUAUCAUACCGAUCAUGGACAUGAUCGCGGAGGAUUGGGUAAGGUCCAAGAGCACGCGAGAGAGAAGGAUGAUGAUCAGGAGAGCGCGAAGCGCGCGCAUAAUUAUCACAUGCGCGUAUUGCAUAAUGGGAGUAGCGUGCUUCUUUAUCAUCGUUCUGCCAGGUUUCGGCGUUUCGAUGAGACUGACGCCGAACAUUACCGAUCCGGGAAGACCGAUGCCGCUGCAAAGCCAUUACAUCUACGACGUGACGAGGCGGCCGCAGUACGAGCUGACAUUUAUCAGUCAGGCCGUCUACAUUCUUCUCGCCAUCAUGUCUUACACCGGAAUCGAUAAUUUUCUCGGUCUUCUGAUAUUUCACAUAUGUGGUCAAUUGGACAUUCUUACGGAUCGGUUGGCGCAUUUGGAUAAAUAUACCAAUUCAUGCGACAUGCUGAAAAAUUGCGUUGCGAAGCAUGUCCGUUUACUCAGAGCCAUCGAUGUGAUCGAAGAUACGUACAAUAUAACGCUUCUCGCGUUAUUCGUGUACUUUGCGAUACUCUUUGCUUUCUACGGUUUCCGGAUAAUUAGCCUAUUCGAUGAAGGAAAUGAUCUAUCGCUCGCUCACUUGUUAUAUUUCACAUCCAACGUUUUCAAUAUUUUUGCGCAUAUGUGCUUAUAUUGUGCUCUCGGCGAGAUUUUAGUGGCCCAGUGUAACGAGAUAUAUUAUGCGGCGUACAGUAACGAAUGGUACUCGGUGGAUUCAAAAAAUGCGAGGGAUUUAUUGCCAUUACUGAUCAGAGGCGCUAAACCGAUCUAUCUCACCGCUGGAAAAGUGUUUCCCAUGACAAUGGCUACAUUUUGUGGGCUAAUAAAAACAUCAGCUGGUUAUAUAUCUGUUUUGCAUACAACGAGAAAUUAA
This is a messenger RNA of Formica exsecta, 1531 nucleotides long. Its product is annotated as odorant receptor 43a-like. The record is from RefSeq and is a predicted model, not a curated record. Gene Ontology annotation, biological process: sensory perception of smell; detection of chemical stimulus involved in sensory perception of smell. The coding region runs from base 128 to 1531 and encodes 467 amino acids. NCBI's taxonomy places the organism in Eukaryota, Metazoa, Arthropoda, Insecta, Hymenoptera, Formicidae. The transcript has 7 exons. Gene Ontology annotation, cellular component: plasma membrane. Gene Ontology annotation, molecular function: olfactory receptor activity; odorant binding.